Budorcas taxicolor (takin) is the source of this 750-nucleotide messenger RNA. Its product is annotated as killer cell lectin-like receptor subfamily I member 1. NCBI's taxonomy places the organism in Eukaryota, Metazoa, Chordata, Mammalia, Artiodactyla, Bovidae. The transcript has 6 exons. Gene Ontology annotation, biological process: positive regulation of natural killer cell mediated cytotoxicity; stimulatory C-type lectin receptor signaling pathway. The record is from RefSeq and is a predicted model, not a curated record. The coding region runs from base 1 to 750 and encodes 249 amino acids.
AUGUUUAAGAAUAUGCAAAACAAAGGUAUUGUAAACAAGCAAGAGGUAACCCACACAGAACUGAAAUUUCCCAGAUCUCAACAGAAGCAAAGAAGACCCAAAACAAAUGAGAGAAAUGUCAUAUCAAGUGAACAACAAGCAAGACACAAGGAACCAAAAUCACACAGAUUUUUUCUCUUUCAGUACAGAAAAUGGUUUAGAAAAAAAAGAAAAGUGUCACACCACCGAUCUACAAAGUGGCAACUGUUAGCUUGGAGUCUAGGGAUCUUGUGUGUGGUCCUGAUGAUAACACUGCGUGUCUUGCUUGCAAACUUAUUUUCUAGCACAGAAGACCAAAACCAAAAAAUAUCAACUAUUCCCACUCUAUCUUCUAAAACUGGUGAAUGUUCCUGUGACCAUUGUUCAACUCACUGGAUUGGAUUUGGAAGUAGUUAUUAUCAUCUUUCGAGUAAACCCAAAACCUGGAUGGCGAGCCAUGCUGCCUGUGAAGAGCUAGAUACCCACCUUCCAAAGAUCGAUAUCAAGGGAGAGCUGGAAAUUUUAUCAGUGCUUGAAGUAAAAGGAUGGAUAGGUCUCAAAUUCAGUGAAACAAGUGAAUCCUGGUUAUGGGAAGAUGGCACCACAGUAACUGAAAACCUGUUUGAAUUCCUGAAAAUGGAGAAAGAUGGUUGUGCAUAUAUUGAUGGAAAUUUUGUUUAUGCUGCUAACUGUUCAUCUCGGAAAAGUUACAUGUGUGAGUUUAGUGUAUAG